Messenger RNA from Anneissia japonica, 2032 nucleotides. Its product is annotated as E3 ubiquitin-protein ligase CHIP-like. Bases 139 to 1029 code for a protein of 296 amino acids. The record is from RefSeq and is a predicted model, not a curated record. Gene Ontology annotation, molecular function: ubiquitin protein ligase activity; protein-folding chaperone binding. Gene Ontology annotation, biological process: cellular response to misfolded protein; proteasome-mediated ubiquitin-dependent protein catabolic process; protein quality control for misfolded or incompletely synthesized proteins. Gene Ontology annotation, cellular component: cytoplasm. NCBI's taxonomy places the organism in Eukaryota, Metazoa, Echinodermata, Crinoidea, Comatulida, Comatulidae. The transcript has 7 exons.
GGUAACGAAAUAAUAACAGCAGCGAGAUCGUUACUGUAGGCUUAGCCUAGCCUACUAGUACUUUUCACUUACUUUGCCAAGUUGUAAACUCUACAAACUGAUUGAACCAUCGCUUAUUCAUGUGAAUAACAUGCAAUCAUGAGUGUACACGAUCUGAAAGACCAAGGAAACAGAUUUUAUAGCGCUAAGAAAUUCGAUGAAGCAAUAUCAUGUUACUCGAAGGCCAUAGUGAGUCACCAAAAACAUAGAGCCGGGCCGAGCCUUGCCCUAGCCGGGCACGCUUUCAGUGUUAAAAACCAGUCUUACCCAGCCCUGUUCACCAAUCGUGCAUUAUGCUACGUCAAGUUAAAAAAGUGGGCCGAAGCAGCCAAGGAUUGUCGACAGGCAAUAGAGAUGGAUCAAACACUAGUCAAAGGGCAUUUCUUCCUGGGACAGGCUUUGCUUGAGAAGGGGAUGUAUGAUGAAGCUAUAACAAGUCUAAAGAAAGCUUGUGAUUUAGCAAAAGAUCAGAAACUUAACUAUGGCGAUGACAUUACUAGUGCUCUUCGAUGUGCAAAGAAGAAACGAUGGAAUUUUCUGGAAGAGAAACGUAUCCAACAAGAUAUUGAACUCCAAUCAUACCUCAAUAGAUUAAUGAUAGAAGAUAAAGAUAGGAAACUCAAACUUGCAGAAGAUGGGAGUAAAAUCACAGAUUCAGAGAAACUAAAGGAAAAAGUACAAUUAGAACAUGAUAAACACAUGACAGAAGUAAAUUCAUUGUUUGCACAAGUAGACGAACGAAGAAUGAAACGAGACGUUCCUGAUUAUCUAUGUGGUAAAAUAAGUUUUGAGUUGAUGCGGGAACCAGUAAUAACAAGAAGUGGCAUUACGUAUGAUAGGAAGGAUAUUGAAGAACAUCUUCAGAGAGUUGGUCAUUUUGACCCGAUCACGCGUGAACCUCUUACUCAAGACAUGCUAGUACCAAACCUCGCUAUUAAAGAGGUCAUUGAUGCUUUUGUUGCUGAGAACCAAUGGGUUGAAGACUACUGAUCAGGGUGUCAUUGUAACAGGGCUAAGAAGUAAUAACGUUGAAUUAUAUAAAUUGUAGAUCUUGCAUUACUCUUUCUCAUGAAAGAUCUACAAUAUAUUAUGGGAUUAAACUGUUAAAUACAAAAUGUGGAUCGUAAUGCGAUAUUUACAACAACUUUCCUGGAAAACAAAAUAUUUAGGAACAGGACCUGUUAACAUGUUACAUACAGUACUUCACAGUUUGCAUGAACACUUCAUACAUAAAUCUUUAUCUAAUGCAUACAUGCUUUAUCUAAUAUAUCUAAACACAAGUGUGUACCAGGUGCAAUGUUGUGCUGAUGCGACUCUGUGACAUCACUUACAGUGCACCCUCCUAUUGAAAACCGCAUUAGAACUGAAUUGUGUUCUAAUUAAUUGGAAGUGGUCUGUUACGAAGAUUGCACUGUUACAUUAUAUGGAAUCAUUUCAUUGUGGAUUGCAAUGAAGGAAAUAAUGCUGUACCAAUCUGGCAGUGCACUAUAGUUUCAACUAGGCAUAGCCAGGGGUCCUAAGUCUCCUUUAAGUUGCGGUAAUGUCAUGGAAAUCAGGAUGGCAUCCCAGACUUCCAUAAGCAAGAGUUUCCUGAAAAAUAACCCUCUCCACAAAUUCUUGAAUUCAUAAUAUUUGCAUGUUUUUAAUUCUUCAUUGUUACUAAUUGUCUCAGUGCCGACGAGUAUCACCAUGAAAAGCAAAAUGCUGUUAUAUCAAGACUUUAAAGAAUUCUUAUUCUUUGGUAUUGAUGUGGUAGAUGAAAUAAAACCAUUCUGAUUUAUUAAAUGAAAGAGAACCAUAAGACCUGUCCAGACUGUCAAAUAAAUUUUUAUAGUCAUAGAUGUGACAUGCCUACAUAUGGUCAUGAUGGCAUUACAUCAUUACCAUAUAUAGGCACAUCAUGACUAUGUAUGGGCAUUCAACAGUUGUAUACAACAGAGAAUUCGGUUUUUUUUAUAUUACAUGUUCACUGUGCAAUGAAAAGCUAAAAUGA